Molecule: messenger RNA, 348 nt
Organism: Knipowitschia caucasica
Lineage: Eukaryota; Metazoa; Chordata; Actinopteri; Gobiiformes; Gobiidae
Source: the annotation of a GenBank genome assembly
AUGAAUUACUUGCGUCGGCGCCUCUCAGACAGCACUUUCAUUUCUAAUCUUCCUAAUGGCUACAUCUCGGACCUCCAGAGGCCUGACCCGACGCAGCCGCCUCCUCCGGCUCAGGCUCCGUCCGCCAAGUCUCCCACCGCACCCGGGCCCACACCUCCGGCCACGUCCCCCGUCCCAGAGAAGAAAGCCCAGCCGGCGCAGUCCACGGGGGCCAGCUUCUUCAGCUCCAUCACCAAUGUUGUGAAGCAGACAGCAGCCUCAGCCGGGCUGGUGGAGCAGACCCAAGUCACGACGUCCAAGAAGUUCAAGAUACUCCUGGUGAUCGACGAGCCCUCACAAGAGUGGUGA